Molecule: messenger RNA, 863 nt
Organism: Pongo pygmaeus (Bornean orangutan)
Lineage: Eukaryota; Metazoa; Chordata; Mammalia; Primates; Hominidae
Gene: RPL29
Product: ribosomal protein L29
Exons: 4
Coding region: 182-742 (186 amino acids)
Biological process (GO): cytoplasmic translation
Cellular component (GO): cytosolic large ribosomal subunit; ribosome
Molecular function (GO): structural constituent of ribosome
Source: RefSeq, a predicted model, not a curated record
AAGGUGAGUGUUGGCCGCGCGGCAUCCGACGCCAUCCGCGACUUACGGGCGGCGGCGGGGCGCGGGCUGCGGAGAGGACGGGUGACCGACCGUGUGUCUGUGAGGAGCGAAAGCUGCGGAGUGGGAAUGGUGCUUCUAGGUCCUAGGAGGGGGAUGGCAGGGAAAGCCACUUUAUUGAGGAAUGCAGCUUUCCAGGGCUAAGGAGUUGAUUUCAGGGCAUCAUUACCUGGGUUUGGGAGGCCGGCACUGGCGUUGGGUGGUGCAGGGUGCAGACAUGGCCAAGUCCAAGAACCACACCACACACAACCAGUCCCGAAAAUGGCACAGAAAUGGUAUCAAGAAACCCCGAUCACAAAGAUACGAAUCUCUUAAGGGGGUGGACCCCAAGUUCCUGAGGAACAUGCGCUUUGCCAAGAAGCACAACAAGAAGGGCCUAAAGAAGAUGCAGGCCAACAAUGCCAAGGCCAUGAGUGCACGUGCCGAGGCUAUCAAGGCCCUCGUAAAGCCCAAGGAGGUUAAGCCCAAGAUCCCAAAGGGUGUCAGCCGCAAGCUUGAUCGACUUGCCUACAUUGCCCAUCCCAAGCUUGGGAAGCGUGCUCGUGCCCGUAUUGCCAAGGGGCUCAGGCUGUGCCGGCCAAAGGCCAAGGCCAAGGAUCAAACCAAGGCCCAGGCUGCAGCUCCAGCUUCAGUUCCAGCUCAGGCUCCCAAAGGUGCCCAGGCCCCUACAAAGGCUUCAGAGUAGAUAUCUCUGCCAACAUGAGGACAGAAGGACUGGUGUGACCCCCCACCCCCGCCCCUGGGCUACCAUCUGCAUGGGGCUGGGGUCCUCCUGUGCUAUUUGUACAAAUAAACCUGAGGCAGGA